Messenger RNA from Arthroderma uncinatum, 978 nucleotides. Its product is annotated as tRNA (guanine-N(7)-)-methyltransferase. Gene Ontology annotation, cellular component: tRNA methyltransferase complex. Bases 1 to 978 code for a protein of 325 amino acids. NCBI's taxonomy places the organism in Eukaryota, Fungi, Ascomycota, Eurotiomycetes, Onygenales, Arthrodermataceae. Gene Ontology annotation, molecular function: tRNA (guanine(46)-N7)-methyltransferase activity. The record is from RefSeq and is a predicted model, not a curated record. Gene Ontology annotation, biological process: RNA (guanine-N7)-methylation; tRNA methylation. The transcript has 3 exons.
AUGUCGGCGCCAGAUCAAAAGCGCCAACGGCGCUCUGGACCACAGAAAAUACCAGAAAAUAAACCAGGCGAAGAUGGCCAAAUAAAGCUACCAAGCAAGAAGCUCUAUCGCCAACGCGCGCAUGCGAAUCCCUUCUCGGACCAUCAGUUGACAUAUCCUAUUAGCCCAGAUCAUAUGGACUGGUCUGCAAUGUUUCCCGCCUACGUCAACCCAGAUUCGACCGUGGUUAACCUUUCAGGGGCAAGGAAGUUGGUAAAGGAAGUUGAGAUAGCUGAUAUUGGGUGCGGGUUUGGAGGGCUACUGGUUGCGCUGGCGCCGUUGAUGCCUGAUACAUUGAUGGUUGGCAUGGAAAUCCGCGCUCAAGUUCUGGAAUAUGUGACGGAACGUAUUAAAGCGCUGCGAUCUCGACUACCGCCUCCAGCAAUACCUCAAGAACCAUCUCAGAAGACCCGCACAGAAGCUUCCUCAAUACAAGACGCGCCAGAGAUACCACCCACCUCUUCUUUAUCAAAUCUACCUGGACAGCCGAACUUCCAAAACAUAUCCGCCAUUCGCUCAAAUACGAUGAAAUUCCUACCAAACUUCUUUUCACACCACCAGCUCUCUAAGAUAUUUAUAUGUUUCCCAGACCCGCAUUUCAAGGCACGGAAACACAAGGCACGCAUUGUCUCAACUACAUUGAACGCCGAAUAUGCAUAUGUAUUACGGCCAGGCGGAAUGCUGUAUACUAUUACCGACGUGGAGGAUUUGCAUUUGUGGAUGGUUUCGCAUUUUGACAGUAAAGGUUCAGACAAUGAUCUUAACUCACAUGAUGUUGCUGAGUUAUGGGAGCGGGUGGGUGAUGAGGAGCUUGCUACGGAUGAAUGUGUUCGAGUCAUGAGAGAUGAGACAGAGGAAGGGAAAAAGGUUACGAGAAAUAAUGGACAGAAAUUCGUGGCUGUCUGGAGAAGGAAGGAUGAUCCGGAAUGGUCAUGUUAA